AUUGCACCAGCAAAGCUGUAACUAAAUAAUGUAAAAUUUCAAAGUGAAAAUGUUUGUAGUCAUAGCAACGAAAGGCAUUGGGGGAUCUUCCACCUAUCACACAUAAAACAGCUACAGAGUCAAUAAGGAGUUAAGAUCUGGGUGCUAGAGCCCGUAACGCCACAGAUUCAACAACCACCCACCGUCUAUAGCCGGUUAUCUACAUGUCUCAAAAGGAGCUGAAAACAGUUGGACAAUUAACCCAGCCUUACAGAGACUCAAAGGAUCUCGAUAAAUUGGUAGAAUGUUUCUUUACUUGGAAGGAGAAAAUUCAGAAGUUGGAAGAUGAGAACUUAACUCUCCAAGAAGAAUUGCGUGCGUAUAAAGAACAAGAACAUACUGUACAUGACCACGAGAAACAUCUUCAAGAAGAAAUUUCUUCUUUGAAGAAUGUGGUGUUAAAUCUACAAGACACUAUCACAAAACUGGGGUUACUAAAAGGAGAAAACCGGGCUUUGAAGAAUGAUCUCCAAAAACUGAGUGUGGAAAAAGAUAAAGAAAUUUUGCAUCAUGAAAAACAGCUGAAAAUGUUGUAUGAAAAACAAAAUCAACUAGAAACAGAGAAAGACCAAGAAAUCAAAGAAAUACACAGAACAGCAGAAGAAAAAGUUAGAGUCGAAAAAAACUUGCACACAAAGGAACUUGAAACAAAGCAGAUGGAAGUAACGAAUUUGAACAAAGAAAUCGAAGACGUUAAAAAAAGGAUGAAAAGUGAAAUUACAAAGCUUCAAGUAGAGUAUGAAGGUAAAGUGAAUCACCUCCAAGACCAGAUUGUAAAGACAGCAAACCAGUCCAACUCCAAUCAACUCGGAAAUGGAAGCGAAAUAUUCAGAAAAAAACUUCAGUUCUUGAAAAUGCAGCAUGAAAAAGAGGUGAGAAGGAUGAAACAACAGAUUCAAGAGCUCCAAAACAAACUCCAGAAAGCAGAAGAUAAAACGUUUGAUACUGUGAGGGAUUACCAACCACAAAAUUCUAAUAGUACAAUACGAAAAAAAGUUAGCGAAGAAACCAGGAACUCAAAAAUGACCAGGGAAACAGCUAACACUAAUGCUACUGAACCAUCAAAACAGACAAGUUUACUUAACAGAAACCCUGUCGUUAUUACUCCAGAAAAAUCCAUCACAAUAAACACACGUUCAGGAAAAAAUUCUGAACUUACCAAUUCAAAUUCUUCUGAUAAGUUACAGGUGAGAAAAAGAAAACUUUUUCAUAAUGACCGUGUGUUCUUGGAUCCAAGCGAUUAGUGUAACAAUGUUUAUAUUACGUUUUAGAGUUUAUUUUUCACUGUGCUGCCCGUUUAAGUUGUGUGCACAUUUGUUUUGUUAUAUUUCAUCUUACAUCACUGAUAAUUGAAAAAAACGUGCGGGUUAAUUUCUAAUUUUGAAAAUACCACUUUUAAUAAACAGUUGUGUUUUA
Messenger RNA from Limulus polyphemus (Atlantic horseshoe crab), 1455 nucleotides. Its product is annotated as rho GTPase-activating protein gacN-like. Bases 204 to 1283 code for a protein of 359 amino acids. The record is from RefSeq and is a predicted model, not a curated record. NCBI's taxonomy places the organism in Eukaryota, Metazoa, Arthropoda, Merostomata, Xiphosura, Limulidae. The transcript is spliced from 9 exons.